AUGGCGUCGAAGCAAGAAUAUGGCAUCCCAUAUACACCUCUUCCUUCAUCACAACCUUCACAAACCGUCAUCCUUCUAACUCCUUACCGCCGGAACCGUCGUACUUCCUUCCUCCGCAACCUCCGUUGCUCUCUCCUCUUCACCGCCGCAAUACUUCUCCUCUCCGCCGCCGUUUACUUCCUCUACCCUUCCGAUCCAGACAUCAACGUCUCGCGAAUCCAGCUCAACCACAUACGAGUCCUCGAUUCGCUUAAACCCGCUCUCGAUCUCUCGUUCUCCCUCACGAUCAAAGUCCGGAACCGCGAUUUCUUCUCCCUUGACUACGACUCGCUCGUCGUCUCGAUUGGGUACAGAGGGAGAGAGUUAGGGCUCGUGAAAUCUCAGGGAGGGCAUCUUCGUGCUCGCGAUAGCUCUUAUGUCAACGCGACGCUUGAGCUCGAUGGUCUUGAGGUUGUUCACGAUGUGAUUUACUUGAUCGGAGAUUUGGCUAAAGGUGUUGUACCUUUUGAUACAAUUGCUCAGGUCAAAGGUGAUCUUGGUGUUCUUCUCUUCCAUAUCCCAAUUCAGGGUAAAGUGUCUUGUGAGGUGUAUGUUAAUGUUAACAACCAGAAAGUUACACACCAAGAUUGUCAUCCUCAGGUAUAA
Microthlaspi erraticum is the source of this 645-nucleotide messenger RNA. NCBI's taxonomy places the organism in Eukaryota, Viridiplantae, Streptophyta, Magnoliopsida, Brassicales, Brassicaceae. The record is from the annotation of a GenBank genome assembly.